GUGUUUCUCAGCCUUCAGUGCCUCCAGCUCGCGGGAGACCGGAGCCGGUGCGUGUUUGAGCUUAACGGGGCUGUGAACGGAACCGAGCCGCGGGAGACGCCAAUGCGAGGAGAGAAACGCUGUCCAUCCGCCCCGCAUCAUCUAGAGUGGCAGGUGACAGGUUGCGUGUGGACUGGAGCCCGAGGAGUUCCUGCUCUGACCUGGCGCUCUUGGGCAACACACGGACCAGUUUGGCGCACGGCCUGGGCACGACAUUUGGGCGCUUGGAGCGUUUCCUCAAGGUAAAUGUUGAGGACGGCAGCGACAUGUUACCUAAAUCCAGACGAGCUCUCACCAUUCAGGAGAUCGCAGCGCUGGCCAGAUCUUCACUUCACGGUUUCUCGCAGGUGGUCAAAGAUCAUGUGACGAAGCCCACAGCGAUGGCUCAGGGCCGUGUGGCUCACCUGAUCGAGUGGAAGGGCUGGUGUAAACCCACCGACGCACCUAGUGCCCUUGAGUCGCACCUCACGUCAUACUCGCAUCUGUCCGAGGGCGAGCAGGAGGCAAGAUUCGCUGCAGGAGUGGCAGAGCAGUUUGCCAUCGCGGAGGCAAAGCUUCGCGCCUGGUCUUCAGUGGACGGCGACGAGUCUAAUGAUGAUUCUUAUGACGAAGAUUUUCUACCUGCAAACGAGCCCGGUACACAGAGCACAGAUCUGUCCUCGUACCCUCAUUACCUGCGGGAUCUCCUGCACACUCAGGUGUGUCAGGCUCACCUGCGGGGGCGUGGCCUGUGUGAGGCGGAGAGCGGCGUGGGCGCUGACCUUUCACCUCCCGUGGAGUCGCCGGGGUCGCCGUCGGACACGCUCUGCUCCAGCAUGUGCAGUUUGGACGAGAGACACCCGUUGCUUCGGGAUCUUGGGCGUCACACGGACACGCCCGCCGCCGACCUCACCGCCAAGAUCCUCGGUGCUCUUCAGGGAGGGGAGGAGCUCCUGUUAGCCCGCCUACACAGGGCGGGGCACAGGCGAGGCCUCUCCCCCUGCUGCUUGGAAACGUUUUCAGAGACGUUCAGAGACGAGGACAUGCCUUGUAAGGACUGCGGGGGUGGAGUCUGCCUCCCGCCGGAAUAUUCCACGCGGAGGAAGGUGUCGGAUGUGGCUUCGUCCGGCGUCGUCUCACUCGACGAGGAAUACGUAGAGGAAGAAGAGGGAGAAGAGCAGUGAACAUUGCAUGUUUCUUUUGGACUCCACCCACAAAUUUGCAUUCGGACUCCACCCUUUGAUUUGCAUUCAGGCUCCACCCACUAAUUUGCAUUCAGAAUCCACAUAUUUUGUAUUUGGGCUCUGCCCACUUUUUUGCAUUUGGACUCCGCCCGUUGAUUUGCAUUCGGACUCCCCCUGCUGGUUUGUAUUCAGGCUCCACCCACUUAUUUGCAUUUGGACUCCACCCGUUGGUUUGCAUUCGGGCUCCGCCCACUUAUUUAUAUUUUGGGUGCCAGUUGCUCUUGUCUCUUGGAAAACACUGAAUCUUUCGUUCUCAGGCUCAUGAAAAACAUGCAUCUUGACGAAGUAAACGGAGGAACGCAAGACUGACGUCGACCUCAUUAUCAUGCAUGUGUCGCGCAAGUGCCGGACUGAGCGCGAAGUCCUGGACGUCCAGUUGUUUCGCACGGUUUGUGGAUUUGGCUGUUAUGUAUUCCUGCUCCUCAUGUGACAUCAGGCCCCAUUGCAUUCUGGGUCUUGAUCACAUGACGCCUGUUCCCUGGUCCCUGGUUGGCAUGGCUUGCUGAUUACGUCAAAAACUCACCGUCGUUUACGAAGCGACGCACGAAUGCCGAAUGUUUAUACCAUGACAUAGAAUGCGUAAGAAUACAGACGAUCAAGUUAUGCUGUUUUUCUAUUAUUAUAAAUUUUGAAUAUAUUAUUGAAUGGAAUGUUUGUUUUUGCCUGUUUUAAAGCAUUUUCGUCCUCAGACGGACGCGAUGAAUGUUUCGGAGUUGAUCCAGUGUUGGUGACUUGUAAAUGUGGGUCAGUUUGAAGGACUUUGGGAGAGUUGCUCUAUUUUUGUACGUGUGGUUUUUGCGGUGAAUUUGGAGUAAGUGAGUAACGCUGUGGUUUGUUCACAAGAUGCUUGUUUAUUGCUUUCUUUCUCUCUUUCUGUCUCUGAAUUAUCACUGUGUGAUAUUGUCUACAUCAGGAAAAAAAUAAUACUAAUGUGAAAACGAAAUGAA
Messenger RNA from Onychostoma macrolepis, 2209 nucleotides. RefSeq names its product family with sequence similarity 131 member Ab (gene fam131ab). Bases 306 to 1202 code for a protein of 298 amino acids. NCBI's taxonomy places the organism in Eukaryota, Metazoa, Chordata, Actinopteri, Cypriniformes, Cyprinidae. The transcript has 6 exons. The record is from RefSeq and is a predicted model, not a curated record.